AUGGGUAGGCUUGAUGAUGGCGAGGAGACUUUCUCACUUCCCACCCCUCCUGCGGGGCUGAAAGAAAUGCCAGUUGCAGUCCCUCACAAAUUUCACCUGGAUGGUGUUCAACCACCCCUCGCUAUUUGUUCCAUGCUAUUGUGCACAGCAGCCAUAAAGACAGAGUACUACGAAUUCUUCCAUCAGUGCUCACAACCUCCCACACACACUACUCACUAUUGCGUCGAGGAGGCGAAUACUUGGUGGAUUAUCAAUGAGACACAAGUUCCCUCGUCAUCUCGCAUCCAUCAACACGUCUUGACAGUUGAGUGCAAUCGUGGGAUGCAAUUGGGCGUACACCGAGAAGAGGCAUCACCUGUGUCAAGUGCAACCGCACUACCAGCAGCCCCUUCAUCAUCACUACUGCUACUCUGCCCCCAACUAUACAGAUUAACGCCUUCAAUGUGCAACAAGAAGAUGCUUGAUGUGAGGGUUCGCCUCCUUGUUUACCUUCUCCCUACUUCUAUCACUACUCCCUAUCACUCUGGCACAAGCCAGAUUUCAAAACAAGUUGCCCUUGUCCCGCAGUACUGCCUUCUGCUGCAGCUCCUAAAUGCCGAUGCAACCACAUUGCCAAACGGCAAAGUUAGUUUAGCAUACUACAAAAACUGCCCACAAAAUGAAGUCACAAGUGGUUCAAUUCUCACCGCCUAUUCACCGGUCCGCAGAGCACUUCCAACGAAAUGCCCCAAUGUGCCGCAAUAUUUACUCGCGCCAUACGUUCGUGCCAAAGACAUGCGUGUGAAGGAAGUGAAUUCAACACGAUGA
This is a messenger RNA of Hydatigera taeniaeformis, 807 nucleotides long. NCBI's taxonomy places the organism in Eukaryota, Metazoa, Platyhelminthes, Cestoda, Cyclophyllidea, Taeniidae. The record is from the annotation of a GenBank genome assembly.